Molecule: messenger RNA, 5459 nt
Organism: Acanthochromis polyacanthus (spiny chromis)
Lineage: Eukaryota; Metazoa; Chordata; Actinopteri; Pomacentridae
Gene: tp53inp1
Product: tumor protein p53 inducible nuclear protein 1
Exons: 4
Coding region: 495-1364 (289 amino acids)
Biological process (GO): autophagosome assembly; positive regulation of DNA-templated transcription
Cellular component (GO): autophagosome; nucleus
Source: RefSeq, a predicted model, not a curated record
AACAACAACAAAAGAAGGCGCAGUCGGGUACCGAGGAGGAAACGGACUGAAAGAAAAAAAAAAGGCUCAACUGCACUGUGACUCCCGAUGUACAGUCCAUAAAUUAACGUUUUUUAUAUUUUAUUUCUUCCGAGAAGAAACCUCAAGUUUUUCUAUUUUUCGAAAAGUAACGCAUCUACCUCAGUUUUAAGGAUUUUAACCACGAUUUGUACUCGUUUACAUCUCCUCCUUCUGCCGCAGGGCUUUUUUUUGUACUUUUGCACUCGUUGAAGUGAUCCCGACGUUGAGCGAUGUCCAGCCUGUGUCUGCUGGCCCUCAGAUGAUCCAUGACCACACAUCAUUGAUGCACUUUAGCACCUUUCUGGAGCCUUUCCCCUGCUGUGAACCCCGCAGCUGAUGACCAAAGUGACCGCAACGCCUCCCCGCCGUCGCCCCGAGCCACGCGCCUCCCACAUCCCCUCCCUCAGCCUCAGGCCUCUGCAGGACGUACCAGGAUGUUCCAGAGGUUCGCCAGCGCUUUGUUCGGGGAUGACGUGGAGGAGCUGAGUCGAUGCAAAAGACCCGGAGAUGGGAAAGAGGAGGAUGAGGAGGAUGAAGACUGGAUCUUGGUUAACUAUCUGGCUGAAUCCUGCUCUGGUCAGUGUGGUGACGGCCUCGCUGGAUCCACUGUCAGCCCUCAGGACGGCGAGGACGAGGAAGACCUGGUGAUGAUCCCCUCCCCCAUGGGCAGCCCGCCGAUCCGCUACGCCUCAUGCACCUCUCUCAACUCCACGGCUGACACCGACCCGGACGGCGGUGCAGAGGAGGAUGAAGACGACGAUGAGGAAGAGGAGGGCGGCUUCCUGCGCCUGGAUGCCCGCUCUCUGGAGGAGAGCUGGUUCGUCACCCCUCCACCCUGCUUCACCGGCCGCGGCACCCAACCCAUCCUCCUGGAAACCAGCCCUCUGGAGAAUCUGCUGAUCGAACACCCCAGCAUGUCCGUCUAUGCCCACCACAGCCCCCCACGACUGAACCUCGACCCCCUGCCACGACGCUCACUCGACCAGGAACUGGAUUUCUUGUCCGACAACACACCCGCCAACCCGACAGCCUCAGGUGGAAAGGAGAAGGCAAGACGUACGCUAGAGGGCCCCCGUCACAGGCCAGAGGUGGCAGUCGUCCAGCGCCGAUCCAGCCUUCACUCCACCUGCUACGCUGCGGCGCUCUCCGCCCACCCCGACCUCCUGCAGCAGCGGCCUGGUAACGGCACCCAGCGCACCCAGCCGACGUCCCGCAAGGCCCUGCGCCGCCUCAACCUGCUGCGCCCCCCGAAGGCCGGCACCAUGCACCUGCACCAGCCCAGCCAGAGACACCUCAACUUCUGAGGUGUCCUGACAGCAUCAUCUUCAUCACCACAAUCAUCAUCAUCAUCAACCUCAAUACUUAAAAGCAGUACGGGAAUCCAGCACUGGCCACCCACAAACUCCCACCUCUGUUUCCUUCUUACCAAGAAACAAACACCAGCAACGAGUUUAUGACAUCAUCAGCCACCAUUACGCCUGAUCUGUUCUGAUAUCUGAUUGGACAGUGAAAUAGGGAAGGUGGCUGGUGUUAAUUUUUUUUUUUUUUUCAUUAUAUCAGGACAUGUGGCCAGUGAAGAGUUUUUUCCCUCCUCCUACUCCUCCUCCUCGUCUAUCAUCCAUCCUCCUUUUAUAUCGAUGCUGAGAAGAAGGGAUGUGAAAAGAAAAGGUCAUCAUGUGCAUCAUGUCCCUCUUUCACCCCCACCGUUUCUUCUUCGUUUCCUUUGGACCAGUUUGUGUCCAAUCACAGAGAGAAAGAGAUGUCGCAGUGACGUCCUCUGCCUCUCUUUCUUUUUCUUGUUCUUAAUGUGUAGAAUCAACGCUGUAGGUCACUUUAUUCAGAGGCAGGUUCACGGCGGGAUGGGAUGAUCCGGCGGUGUCACGUCACAGUGUGGCGGUUGAUUGUCUGGCAGCGUUUUGUCGCAACUCGCCAGGACAGCAGGAAAUAGUUUGGAUCCUAAAUCACUUGAACAAGUGCCGUGCAGCGACACAGCGUUCCCAUUUAUUCAUUUGCGCAUAAAGUCGCCAGAAUCUGCAUGGAAUUCACAGUGGUUUCUGUAACAGGAAAACAAAACUUUAAAGUAAAAAAAUCCCCUCAAGUUGUGUUUAUUCUAACUUUUUUGCAGGUAAAGAAAGUUAUGCUUCAUUAUAUGGCAUUAUAGAGCUUUAUUAUAAAAAAUCUACAACAUUUGAACCCAUAUUUGAGCCUCUUUGAAAGUGCAAUACUAAAUCACUUCCUCUUUAAAUAUAAAAUACUUCUUGAAUCCUGGUUUUGGGUAUUUUACUUUUCAUACUCAAAAUGUUUCUUUUUUUUUUUUUUGCAGUAGUUGCAGCGGUUUCAACUGGACUUUCACUCCACCUUCAUUUAUGUUUAAAUACCGAAGACACAAACUUAAGCACGAGCCAGACAUGACGAUGCUGCAUUCACAGGGUUUUCUGUGAAACUGCAGAGUGUAGUAGCUGAAACCUGAGAGACGGAACAGAGAAUUUAAACCAAAUUAGAGUCACAUCUGUCACAAACCCAACCUUGUACUGUAGCUGCUUUGCCUCUUAGUCCAUUUUCUGCUCUUCUAAACCGAUAUUUUUACUUUCAGUGCAUCUCCUCCGUUGUGAUUGUUGGCAGUGGUUGUAGAAUGAAACGCUUUGCUUUAUAAUUCACUUGACCUCAUGUCUGUAUUUGACCAACUGUUUGCAAAAUGCGAAUGAACACCACUGUUACAAAUGAAACCACGAAAGCGAAACACAACCUUAAAAACUGAAUUUAUCAGCAUUAAAGCCUCCCUCAGGGGAUUUGUUUGUUUCCUGCCUUUUGAGUCCUGCAGCACCACCAUUUUGUUAAACGCGAUGUUUCCUGGUUUCUCGUCCUUUCGCGCCGACCGAACCUGCUUCUGACUUAAUAAUUCAGUACUUUUCACAAUAUUUUUUUGAAGAAAAAAAAGAAAAAAGACGGUAAAAAUUACUGGGUUAAAUAUCACUAAAACGCCUUGUUUUAACGGUAGCUUUGAGAUAGAAAUGUAAAAACAAAAUGUAUGUUAAAAAAAACUUCCAAAAUAUUUUUUGAAAAGAAAAAAACAAAUUACAUAUCAGUAUGAAGUUGGUAUAUAUGCGUCUAUGGUUUAUUGCUUAGGUAUGUUUGGUUAUGUUAGUGUGCAAUCUGUUGCAUGGUUGUAGAGUUGUUUAUGUCAUGAUGGUGGAAAAAAGAAAAGAAAAUGGAAAAAGUUUUUUUUUUUCUUGUUUGUUCUUAAAUGAAUCUGCAGUCCACUUCUCAGGGUCACAACCAAUCACCUUUACACUUUAGGAAAAUGCAGAUUUACUUGACGGCUGAUGAUUCUUUGUGCGGACUUUUCCAGCUCUGUCCCUGCGAGCUAGCCCUCGUGAAAAUGUUUGUGAGAAAUAAUUGACUUUUAGUUUAGUGUCUCGGAAACUUUUUUUUGUUUGGUCCCAGGAUUGUGAAAACGAACUGUUGACGCUGUCAGUCGACUGUUGGGAAUCCAUCGAGAUGGAGAGAAACUGUUGGUCUUUUUCAGCGAUGUUUCUAUUUUUUGCUCAAGUGUACCUAACGUGGUUUUAGAAAUGUCUUUAUGCUAUUUUAACUGUUCUAUUUUCCAUGUUAACUUAGUUACAUUUUUGUUUAACUGUUAAAAUAUUUAAACCAAAAAAGUAGCAGUGAUCUUUAACCUUUCACUAGUUUAUAUUACUGAUGUUCUUUUUGUGUGUUUUUUUUAACUUUCAAGUGUUGCUUAACUGUUCUUGGCCUUGGUGCUCUGAAAUAGUGGACUGUUUAAUAUUUUAAUGCGUCUGCUGUAGGGAAAGUGGAGCCCAGGCUGAAAAACCACACUGCAGGAGGAGAGAAAUCAAUCACACAGUGACUGAAAGCUAUUACUGCCAGGAAAGGACGACAACAAAGCAGAUUAAAUGUUAGGAACAAAAAUUCAAGUCAAAAUACAUACAUUUAUUUCUCAAGAUUUUGACUUUGUGGGAAGUUAGGAAAACUAACAUUUUGAGUUAAGUUGCAAUGUGGCUUAGGAAGCAGUAAUGUUGACUUACACGCGUGUUUUUCUGUUGUCGUUUUCCUGCCGAAAUGGGCUGCAAUUAUUUUACACAUCUAUUUAUUGUGUUCUCGAAUGAUCUUGAGACAGAUGAAGGGCUCUAACUUCACAUUUUGCUGAUUAUUUCUCAAGAGAAUUCUUUUUGUCGAACAUUAAACACAUCAAUAGAGAAUGAUUAAGAUAAAGUGAGUCUGUUUAAUGUUAAAGUUUAGGGAACGGAUCCUGUUUAAGCUGACACAAUAUGUCAAGGUCUGUGCAGUGGGAACACAAAAAAAAACAGAUAAUGUCCAUUCACUUUUGAUGGAACUUUUGUGCAGUGUGGUUCUUGUAUCUCCAUUAAAAUAUGACUUUAGUUUUUGGUUGUGUUAAUGCGACAGUAGCAUUAUUCAGAAGGCACUAACACGCGUGUGUUAGGCAUCUGUGUGGUUCGCUGUAAAUAAUCGUAUAGUGGAGUGGGUAUCUGGUGUUUUUAAGCUUUUCUUUCAUUUUUCGAAUGUGUCUCUUUCUCUACUAUCGAGCUUUGCAAUCAUGAACGAUGUUAUUUUGUGUUACUAAGAUGUUUUUCGAAAAAGAAACUUAAAGACGGAAGGGAUCGGAGGAGAUGUUAACGGCUUUUCCUGCUGUCAGGAGCCUUAAACAUUUUACGUGUUUUCUAGUUUCCGUUCUCAGCUCAUCUCUCCAUCAUCAGACUAACAGGGAUUUGUAAUAUUUUUGUUCAAUGCCUUGAAAUUUGUGGAUCACGUGCCUUCCAGGUUGAAAUGUUGUAAUGACAAUGCAUCAAUGAAGAACUUGAACUCUCUCUAUCUCUCUCUCUCUCUUUAUUAUUUUUUGUUAAACGUUCAGAGUGGACGUAUUGAAUAAAAUUACACAAACAGACAUCAGAAACCAACUAUGCAUCACUUGGAGGAAGCUUGUACGCUCUCACCACCACCAUCCGCCCAGCCAGUGUACAGCUUUUAUAAUGACUUAACAAACCAGACAGAAUGAUGUAGCAAAACCUCUUUUCUCCCCCCCCUUUUUUUUUUUUUUAAGUGUGAAGAAUGUUUUGUGGCAUUUUUAUUUUUCACCAAGUGUUAGACAUUAUUUGCUUUUUUUGUGUAGUUUACUGGAAUAAUGCAGCACUUUGCCAAAAAGGAAAAAAAGGUGUAGGAAUUUUGGGGUUAACUUUUUAUUUAUCACAUAACUGGUUUCCUUCUUUGUAUUUUGGAUGUAUGACAGAUCAAGUCACUCUGUCCUGAUGUCAGAAACAAAAAAAAAGCUAAUUGAAAAGUGGGGUCAUCUGUUUUCAAACUGUAAUAGUUAGUACAUGUGAUCUCUUAUUAGCCUAUAAUAAAUGUUUUCAUACACAGAA